This is a messenger RNA of Prorocentrum cordatum, 259 nucleotides long. The record is from the annotation of a GenBank genome assembly. NCBI's taxonomy places the organism in Eukaryota, Dinophyceae, Prorocentrales, Prorocentraceae.
GCGCACCUGCUUGAAUGGGGAAUGCGCUGCAUCAUCACCCAGGUUUUCACGCCGGCGGUGCCGCUGGCCUACCAAUGGCAGCUGAGCCGGAUGGCGGGGGGGCACGGUGGGACCCACACCGCGUAUUUCUAUGCUAUCGCCAUGCGGCAGAAGGCCGCGCGCGCGCUGGAGCAGGGCGCGGGCGGCGUUGAUGCGCUGCUGUGCACCCUGGACUGGGAUCUGCUCAAGGCCGCCAAGGCCAUGGCGGAGUCGUCUAAGG